CUGGUCGGUUAUAUUCUGUUUAGCAGAUCUCAGAUUUUAGAUGCGUGGAUUCUAGGCGUAACUAUCUCUUCCGAGCAACUGGUUUCCAUCCAAUGGAAGAAUGUGAAGGUAGAAACAAAGAGUGGUCGUCAGAUACUGCAAGAUGUCAGCGGAAUCGCUGUUCCUAGAGAAAUGAUUGCCCUCAUGGGUGCCAGUGGAACAGGCAAAACAACUUUGUUGAAUACACUUUUGCAACGGAAUCUCGGCGGUCUAAGCGUUGAAGGCACGGUGUUGGUAAAUGGACAAAAUAUUGGGAGAGGAGUGACCAAUGUAUCGGCCUACGUGCAACAGGAAGAUCUGUUUGUAGGCACCCUCACGGUAACGACAUCUCUGAGGUUUCCUAUAGACUAG
Haemonchus placei is the source of this 390-nucleotide messenger RNA. The record is from the annotation of a GenBank genome assembly. Lineage: Eukaryota; Metazoa; Nematoda; Chromadorea; Rhabditida; Trichostrongylidae.